Molecule: messenger RNA, 1217 nt
Organism: Ornithorhynchus anatinus (platypus)
Lineage: Eukaryota; Metazoa; Chordata; Mammalia; Monotremata; Ornithorhynchidae
Gene: TMEM91
Product: transmembrane protein 91
Exons: 3
Coding region: 315-854 (179 amino acids)
Cellular component (GO): membrane; intracellular membrane-bounded organelle
Source: RefSeq, a predicted model, not a curated record
CCUCGCCCCGUCCCCCCCUCCACCUUAGGGCCCGGGUCAUCUUCACCCCGCCGUCCGCCUCCCCCAUCCUUCGGAGGGGCAUCCGGGCCCGCAGGGUGCCGGCCGGCUCGUCCGGCCUCGCCGACCACGGAGGGAGGGACGGGGGCCCGGGCCCGGAGCCGGCGGGGCAGAUCUCCGACCCGGGUCCGUCCCAUCCCUCGCGGCCCCCCUAGGUCGCACGUGGCCGGCGGGAGGAUCGGGCGAGGGUUGGGGUCUCCGCGCCAGGCGGUCCUCUGUCCUCUCCCCGAUCAGGCGGAGGAGGGGCCGGGGGAGCCAUGGGGAGCCUCCGGGAGCUCCAGCACCCGCUGUUGCCCCCGCCCGCCCUGGGCGCCCCCCAGCCCCUGGACGCGGGCAACCUGCCCCCCGCCCUGUACCCGUCCCUGAGCCCCCUGCGAGGGGCCGCCUACAGCGAGACGGCCUUCGGGGACGGGCCGCGGCCCUGGAGGCCGGACCUGGUGGACCUGCACACCGUCAGCUCCAAGCUGGUUCAGCCCGGAGUCGCCGUCCCGGAGGACGGCUCGUCCAGCGACGGCGACUCGGACUGGGACGGGGACCCUUCGGCGCUGCUGCCCCAGGACUACUUGGGCCUGGCCGUCUUCUCCAUGCUCUGCUGCUUCUGGCCCCUCGGCAUCGCCGCCUUCUACUCCUCUCAGAAGACCAACAAGGCGACGGCCACGGGAGACUUCCGGCAGGCCGGCGUGGCGUCGCGGCGGGCGUUCCUGCUGGCCGUCCUGGCCGUCGUGGUGGGCGCCUGCACCUACGUGGCCGCCCUGGUGGUGGUGGUGGCCUAUCUGUCCUCCAAGGACCCCCCCUAGGGCCCCACCGGUGCCCCGGACUCGCGGACGCUCGGCCGAGAGAGGGGGGUGCGGGGGGCGGCCCGGCUCCAGGGCGGGGGCGGCCGCCCCCGCCCCCCGCCGCAGCGGCCUGGCACCGGACGCGGGCGGAGCGGGGACGAAGGCAGCCGCCGGAGCGCCGACUCCACGUUUCGGCUCCGGGGCCCGGCCGCGGAGGCGGGAGGGUGACACGACCCGCCGCCCCGCGGCGGCCCGGGGGAGCCCGCUGAGGGGGCCGCGCUGGGCAUCUCCCUUCCGUGCGUCCCCUCCGCCGGGCGCCGGCCGGGGGAGGGGUCGGAGGGGCCCAACCCGAACAUUAAAAGAACACGACGAAACAAAAAAGCA